GUUUGUGUUACUAUAUUACUGUCUAAUAUUUGCUUGUUUUUGAAAUUGUGCUGUUUUGAAUCUGUGUUUGUCAAGUUUGUUGGAUCUCUGUCCUGUUCAACAGUCUGCGAUGAAACAGAUGGUGAACCUCCAAUCGCACAUGAAACAUCAGAAGUCUGGAGAUGAUUCUGAGAGUUUAUCUCCAUCAACUUUACUGGAUCUAACAGAUCAAUCUCAUAGAGAUUUCAGUUCAGAAAUGUCAAACACUGAACAUCUCAAUGCUGAACAUCCUUUCCCUAUAGAUGAUGUAUCAUGGAUAGAAAACUAUGCACUACUUGACUACCUGACUUCAGAUCAGUCUGAUGACACGUGGGACAAAAGUCUGAAUGCACUGGGGGUCGCCUGUAGUCCUCUUCAUCUAUCUGAAGUUUUACAACCACUGUCAAGUGAAGAGACACUAGAUGUUGAUCUUAAUGCUGCAUUGAUCUCUGAUGAAUUAUUUCAGCUGUUUGAUCAGAAACCUGUUCACAUAUCAGAAGAGCAUCAACAGAUUUACCCAUCAGCAGAUCUCCAGCCAUGUCCUUCAGAAGUCCCUGGAUCAUUAGUCUGGAUGGAGACUUUUCCUAAUUGUCCUCCUUAUGUUUUUCCUCAUCCUACUCCAGCCAUGCCUGUACUAGCAGCCUCUUUUAACCCACACUACCCAACUCCAAUGGAGUUCAACACAAUCCAUAACCAUCCUCAGAAUUCCCCUCACUUCAUUCACAUACCUCAACUAACAUAUUUCCCAACAAUUCACCAGUUAAACACUAACUUCAACGACCCCCUAAUAUAUCUCGUCAAAUCAGACUGCACCUGUCUAAUGCAUCAACCAAACCCGUCCUAUCCCUUCCAUCCUCCACAUGUCAAUGUCAGCUUUUCACCUCAUCUGUCUGUUCUGAAUCCUGAUCCCCCCACAUCAUCAUACCUAAAUACAGCCGUCCAUCAACCAAUGAAUGCUGUCCGUCAUCCAGAAGUCAUCCAAGCCCCUCACAGUAGUCAGCCCUCGUGGGCAACGUUUAAUACUUCAUUUCCUCAUGACGUACACCAGAACUUCAGACUGUGGCAGAGAUUUUGUGAAACAGCUCGAGAUUUUUACUCCAGCACUCCAAAUGUUGAAGCUUUGGCUUGUUUCUUCAUACACGUGAUUGGCUCUCUCACACAUCUUCAUUCAGAUCUUUUGUUUGAAACAGCGGUGAAUGUGGCCAUACAGGAGUGGAGUAAAACCUCAACAUACGAACGAGAAAAAUAUUACACAGCUGCCAAACAGUUUAUUGAGUUAAGAAAACAGCACAGAAGAAACACAAGAGCAAAACAUCUCAAAACCAAACACAGCCAUAAGACUUCUGCUCGGACCUAUAAACCCAGAGGUGGUGUCCUGCGGUACAGCUCAGGUAAAGAGAAGAUCUGUCAGGAUUUACCUGCUCAUGAUCUGACACAGAGAGCACUGGAGGAGGUGAUGAAGGAUCUGAAGUCAGAGGUCACUGAAGGUCAUCAGGUGAAUACUGAAACAUGUGUGCAGUACCUCAAUGAAGUCUUUAACCAGAAUGAGUUUAUUUCUCAGGAUCACAGGAUACAGAAAGCUCAUCAGGUGUCCAUCACUCCACCUGCAUUAACAAACAGCCUCCUGCAGGAGAUUGUGAAGAAUGAAGGACAUCUGAUGCAACAUCAGGACCACAGCCACCAUACUGAGAUCCAGAUGUUAUCUACACUUCCUCCGUCUUUCUCACCUUUAUCAGGGAGUUUUGAUCAAGGCGAUUGGAGGGAUCACAGCUCAUUCAUCAGGGACGGCGUUCAAUCUGCUCCUCAGGAGAUCAGUCUGGAUGUUCAUGAUAACACUGCAGGCCAGACGGACGAGUCCAACUCUCAAUCGGUUUGCUUCAGCCUUCAAAACCACAACAAACAAGCAACAAAUCACCUCACCAUGAAACAUUGUUUAGGAGAAUCUUCAAACUCAAACACAGUAUGGAAGUGAAACACACUGCACCACGAUGGACAUAAAAACACCUGCAAUGAAUCACAGUGACGUGGAUUAAAAUAUUCUCACAGCCGGACGAUAAACCAAAUGAAGUUCAGCAACUGUACCAAACAUCACACAGAAAGAGAGAAAGAAGAAAAUGAAUAAAUGUCAUAAAAUGAUAAAAGUGUGUUUUUUGGUUUAACUCUUAGUCAAUACUUGGGCAAUUCUACUGAAUCGGUGCCGUUUGCAUGUUGUAACUCGUCAAAAUUGAAGUUAAUUUUUUAUCUUUUAUCUUUUCUUUUCAAAAUGAGUAUUGGUCUAUCUCAGGUAACCAUCUUAUUUUUUAACAUGUUUUUUAAAAUGUGCUAUUUUUGGAUGUGUCUUUAAAAUGCAAAUGAGCUGAUGAAAUGCAAACACUGAUCCCCAUAAUGGCGGUUUGUUGAAAUUAAAACUUAAUUGUUCUGUCAAUUAUUUUCUCUUUCUCUGCAUUAAAUAUCAGUGCUGGGGUUGGAUAGUGCAGAUUAUGCGGUGGUGUUAUUAUAAUAAGAUCCCCUUCUGACAU
Molecule: messenger RNA, 2537 nt
Organism: Misgurnus anguillicaudatus (oriental weatherfish)
Lineage: Eukaryota; Metazoa; Chordata; Actinopteri; Cypriniformes; Cobitidae
Source: RefSeq, a predicted model, not a curated record